Messenger RNA from Aspergillus fumigatus Af293, 1488 nucleotides. RefSeq names its product putative aldehyde dehydrogenase (AldH12). The record is from RefSeq and is a predicted model, not a curated record. Lineage: Eukaryota; Fungi; Ascomycota; Eurotiomycetes; Eurotiales; Aspergillaceae. Gene Ontology annotation, molecular function: oxidoreductase activity, acting on the aldehyde or oxo group of donors, NAD or NADP as acceptor.
AUGAUUCAACCAUGGGACUAUGCUUCCAUCGAAGCCGCCGAGUCUCUCCUCCAACAGCCAUCCUUUGAACCCUUCCACCUGCAAAACCUCAUCGAUGGCGCCCAAACACCCUCCACCAGCAACGAAUGGCUCGACUCCUUCAACCCCAAGACCGGGCAGAUAUUUGCUCGGAUUCCAAACAGCUCGGCCCAGGACGUCGAAGACGCAGUGCAAGCCGCCGAGUCGGCCUUCGCAUCAUGGUCGCAGACCCCCCCGUCAACACGCGCCGCGCACCUGAAUCGCAUCGCGGCCCUCAUCGAAGAACGCCGCGAACUCUUCGCCGUAUGGGAGAGCAUCGACCAGGGGAAGACUCUUGCACGGUCACGGGUGGAGAUUGAUCGCGCCAUCUCUAACUUCAGGUAUUUUGCGACGUACAUCCAGCAACAAAGGACCGCUGCGCGCUGGACAGACGAUAAUGUGCUGACGUACGAGCACCGCUCCCCGAUUGGAGUGUUUGCGCUGAUCGCGCCGUGGAACAUGCCGCUGUACCUGUUAACCUGGAAGAUCGCGCCGUGUCUGGCGUUUGGGUGUACGGCUGUUGCGAAACCUAGCGAGAUCACUAGCGUUUCUGCAUAUUUACUUGGAAAGGUAAUCCAAGAUGCGGGACUUCCUCCUGGUGUCCUGAACCUCGUUUAUGGGGCGGGCUAUCCCACCGGAUCGGCUUUGGUCAGGCAUCCCCGUGUCAGGGGUGUUUCGUUCACCGGUGGUACAGCGACUGGUGUCCAGAUCCGGAGGGAUACCGUCGAGGAUAUAGGGAAGCAUAUCUCGCUUGAGCUAGGCGGGAAGAAUCCGACGCUGGUCUUUGAGGACGCUGAUCUUACUGCCGCUGUUGCGACGGCCGCAAGAGCUGCAUUCGAGAACCAAGGAGAGAUCUGCCUGUGUGGUUCGAGGAUCUACGUCCAAAACUCUAUCUACGACGCCUUUCUCUCCCGCUUCGUCGCCUAUGUCAAGGAGCACUACGUGCUCGGCCAGACCGUCGGCGCCGUCGUCUCCCUCGCCCAUUACCGCAAGAUCCGCUCGUAUCUCUCCCUAGCCACCCAAUACGCUGAUAGCUUCAAGCUCGGCUCGGUGCCUCCGGAGACCCCGGACGGAGGCUACUGGAUCGAACCAACCAUUCUCACGGUUCCGGACGACAGCCCGAUCAUGAAGGACGAGAUCUUCGGCCCCGUGGUGACAGUCAGCUCCUUCGAGAGCGAGGACGAGGCGAUCGCGCGGGCCAACGACAGCCAGUACGGACUAGCGAGCAUUCUUCUGACGCGCGACGGAGCUCGCAUGCGACGGGUGGGCGAGCGGCUGGACGCCGGACUGGUCUGGGUGAAUUGCUGGCUAGUACGCGAACUGGGGACACCGUUCGGAGGCAUGAAAGCGUCGGGAACGGGCCGCGAGGGAGGCGAUUACAGCCGGGAUGUAUUCACUAAUGUGCGGACGGUGCAUAUUCCUUCCGUCUAG